Cyprinodon variegatus (sheepshead minnow) is the source of this 3432-nucleotide messenger RNA. It is a transcript of the gene ppp1r10, whose product is annotated as protein phosphatase 1 regulatory subunit 10. Gene Ontology annotation, molecular function: metal ion binding. The record is from RefSeq and is a predicted model, not a curated record. Gene Ontology annotation, cellular component: nucleus. Bases 313 to 2712 code for a protein of 799 amino acids. NCBI's taxonomy places the organism in Eukaryota, Metazoa, Chordata, Actinopteri, Cyprinodontiformes, Cyprinodontidae. The transcript is spliced from 18 exons.
GUUUGUCUCUUUUGUAUUUUCGCAGGUUUGAAUUUGCUUUGCCGAAGACUGAGCCUUCGAAGGACUUCAAACAGCUCUUCUCCAUUCCAUUUUUUUCCCUUCGAGUAAUGGACAUUUGAUUACUAUUUUUGCCUCCAGUUGGUCCAGAAGAAAAUGCUAGCGUUUAGCUAGCACAGCCCAGUCCAUAAGAAGUCUCUGAUGAUCAUUAAAACCAUGAAGGUUGACGACAUAUAAAUGAGUUAUGAGCUAUAAGUGCUUGAAAAAGUACAGCAUAAUAUAGCCGAGACGCUGAGGAUCUAUAGUAUCAAUAACAUGGUGGUGGAACCUGUUGACCCCAAGGAGAUUUUGGAAGGGGUGGAGUCCCUGCUGGGGAAGGAUGGAGAGCUCCGCAGUCUGGAGGGAGUUCCCAAGGUGUUCAGCUUGAUGAAAGCCUCUACCAAGAUGGCCAGCAGGUGUAUGUAUCUCAACGUGCUUCUGCAGACGAAAUCUCACGAUGUUCUCAACAGGUUCAUCCAAGUCGGAGGCUACCGGCUGCUCAACUCCUGGCUCACGUAUUCCAAAAGCACAAACAACACCCCGCUGCUGCAGCUCAUCCUGCUCACCCUGCAGAAGCUGCCUCUCAAAGUGGACCACCUCAAGCAGAACAACACAGCCAAGCUGGUGAAGCAGCUGAGUAAAAGCGCAGACACUGAAGAGCUGAGGAAGCUGGCAGGCGUCCUGGUGGAAGGCUGGAUGGCCACCAUCCGCUCCCAAAGCGCCUCCAGCAGCAGCAGCAGCUCCCCUGCUGAUAAAAAGAGGAAAAAAGAAGAGAGCAAGACGCUGGUGAGGGACGUGAAGGAAAAGAGCGGCGAUGAGGGGAGGAAGAAGGAGAAAUCUAAAGCUCACGCUCCCAGCCACGCUAAGAUCCGCUCCAUUGGGCUGGAAAUGGAGGCUUCCAACCCGGCCCCUCCUAAGAAGGCGACCCCUGCCCCUCAGCUGGGGGAGAAAUACAUCAUAAAGCCUCCGCUGCUGAAGAGGCCGAGUGGCUCCGGCCCCUCAGACGCUCCGCCUCCGGAGAAAAAGUACAAACCACUAAAUACUCCCUCAAACUCCACCAAAGAGAUCAAAGUCAAGAUCAUUCCAGCCCAACCGAUGGAAGCUACCGGCUUCCUGGAUGCCCUGAACUCGGCGCCGAUCCCGGAGAGGAUCAAGAAGAAGAAACCACCAGGAGCUUCUGUUCCUGCGAACUCCAAAGCCGUCUCACCGACGUCAGCCAAGGGGAACCCGUUCGAUAGUAAACCAGCUGGGUACUCCCCGUCUGCAGCCAGACCGCCUUCGCCGGAGGCUGCUGCUUCGUCUGCUCCUGCUGAUGAAAACCAGGAACCAGAGCAACCUCUGACCCCGGUUCCUGCUGAGGACCCCGAAGCCUCUGAAAACACGGAGAAGCCCAACGCUUUGGCAGAACCACGGCCAGAAGAAGAAGGUCUGACCAAGAAGGGCAAGAAGAAGAAGACGGUCCACUGGGCCGAGGAGGAGCAGCUCAAACACUAUUUCUACUUCGAUUUGGAUGAGACGGAAAGAGUCAACGUCAAUAAGAUCAAAGAUUUCGGCGAGGCGGCGAAGAGGGAGCUGAUGAUGGACAGACAAACCUUUGAGAUGGCUCGCCGGCUUUCCCACGACGCCAUGGAGGAGCGGGUCCCCUGGACCCAGCCGAGGCCCCUGACUCUGGCGGGCAGUCUUGUGACGCCGGGGGCCAACAGCACAGAGAAGCACACCCAGAGGGAGCGGGAGAUGGGCAUCCUGCAGGAGAUCUUCCUCAGUAAGGAGAGCGUACCAGACAGUCCUCAUGAGCCGGACCCAGAGCCAUAUGAACCAAUGCCCCCCCGCCUCAUCCCCCUGGACGAGGACUCUUCUAUGGAGGAUGACGGCUACGGCGAGCCUAUGGACACGUCGUCCCAUCAGGCCCAGACGGAGAGCUCCAAGCUGCCGCCGGUUCUGGCCAACCUCAUGAACCUGAACAGCAACGCCCGCAGCCCUCAGGCCACCAGCGCCGUCCAAAACCCCGCAGCGCCGGUGGUGAAUGUCCAGGAGCUCCUGACGUCCAUCAUGGGAGCGUCUGGCAGCCAGUCCACAGAGGAGCUGAUCAAGCAGCCCGACUUCUCCGAUAAGAUAAAGCAGCUGCUGGGGUCUCUGCAGCAGAACCAGAUCCAGAACCAGAGCGGACCCCCUCCAGUCAACCAGGGGCUUCUGGGCCACGGGCCGGGCGUCAACAACAUGAACAACAUGCACAUGCCGAUGCCCAUGAACGGCGGCUACCCACCCAACAGCUCGCAGGGGGGGCCUCACUUCAACCACCCCCCACCCCCUCACAACCACGGCCCGCCUUUCAACAACGCCGGAGGCCCCCGCAUGAUGGGGCCCCGAGGAGGAGGGAGAGGAGGAGAGAACGGAAACUACUGGGGAGACGACUCCAUGAGGGGGGGCCCUCACCGAGGGGGGCAUUUCCCCCGAGGAGGGAGGGGUCGGGGAGGAGACAUGGGUUUCCGAGGCAGGGGACGGGGAGGACCCAGGGGGGGACACAACAACAUGAACGACAUGUCCAAGAGGCCCAUCUGUCGUCACUUCAUGAUGAAGGGCAGCUGCAGGUACGAGAGCAACUGUGCUUUCUACCACCCCGGCGUCAACGGCCCCCCGCUACCGCCUAACCACCCUGCCAACCAGCACGGCCACUAGGGGGCAGCGCCGCUCCUCCUCAGCCGGUGAAUCCAGAGGAAACCAGGAGCUCCACCCAACAACCAGACUCUGUUUUACUUUUUGAACUGUGAGACUGAAACAUGCACAGACACCUGACCACUACGUUCCCGCAGCUGUUUGGACUGACCUACUGCCAUGGAAACCAACCACCGAUUAAUGCUUGAACACAACAUUGCUCUUAAUUUGAGUCUGGAGUUUGUGCCAAAUGGGAUCAUCUGGUUCUUUGGUUCAUUUCCUCCCAGCGUUACUUUUGCUCCCUGAUCAGAGUCCCAACAAGCAGAAUGCGCCGCUGACUCCUUCUUUCUCAAUCCAUGAGAUGUUCUUCCUAGUUUUCUUGGUUGCAGCUGAUUGGACUAGAUGCUAAUGACCCGAGCAGCGCGUAACACGGCGGAUUUCUGCAUAUCCGCGACUCUGGGGCUGCAGCAGCGUCUGUGAUGUGACAAUCAUGGCGUAACCGAUGUCGUUCCUCCUGUGAACCCAGGAAGGGUUUGUGCCGUCAGUGUUAGAGACUCUGUGUCCGUCUGUGGGUCACCGAUAAGACGUUUUCUGUGAAAACGGUACUUUUUCUUUUUUUUUGUCUCUUGUGGGACUUGAAUGUAUUGUUAAAUUUUGCUCCCUACGACCUUUUUUUGAUACAAAACUUUGAAAUCGUCUUUGUUGUCCGUACAAACUGUUGGUAUGAAUACAUACUUUUAUAUA